AUGCACACCAAUUUCCUCCUCACCACAUUCGCAUUCGCAACCUCAGCUCUUGCGGUUUCUGUCCCGCGCGGAGCGAGUUCCUCUAGUUUUGUUCCGGAUGUGCAGUGGAAGGUUUCGGGGUUCACGAGACCAUGUACUUCCACAAUCUGCACAUACAACUUCACUAUUAAUGUCAUCCCCAGCAGUGGUCCCAUAAUCAAUAUCCCCUGCCUCUACAACGAUUCCUCCAGCACACCCCCCGCAUCCUCCACCCCCCAAACACACUCCUAUUCCGCUCUCGCCUGCAGCAGUACUCUCGUCAAUGGAAAACCGGUCCCGAGCGCGUGGCAGGUAAAUUGGGGAUAUAAUCCUGGUGGGGAUUUUGCGGUCAUGACGAUUGUGGAUACGCUGGGAGGGAAUGAUGCGUUUUUCGGCUGGAACCAAAUAAGCAGCACCACCACCUUCGAAGACAAAGGACCCAAUACCGUUUACAAGCUUGGUACAUUUACUUAA
Molecule: messenger RNA, 492 nt
Organism: Botrytis porri
Lineage: Eukaryota; Fungi; Ascomycota; Leotiomycetes; Helotiales; Sclerotiniaceae
Exons: 4
Coding region: 1-492 (163 amino acids)
Source: RefSeq, a predicted model, not a curated record